This is a messenger RNA of Cladocopium goreaui, 2955 nucleotides long. NCBI's taxonomy places the organism in Eukaryota, Dinophyceae, Suessiales, Symbiodiniaceae. The record is from the annotation of a GenBank genome assembly.
AUGUCUCUGGUGGACAGCACCGCUGUCUUUGAGGGCAGAGCUCGAACCAUAGGGUUGACAGAUGACGUGAUUCAAGCGUUGGGCCUGCGGGGGUGGACGACACACGCCACCUUCGCAUUUGCUGUGGCGACACAGCCUGGUGCAGAUGAACAGGCCUUUGCAGACGGGGGUCCGUUGGUGGCAUUGUUGCGAAAGCGCAGCAAGGCCGCUCAAGAUGAAAGCCAUCUUCGAGCCGAAUCACCUCUCAAGCGAAUGCGCUUGGACGCUGGUUCAAAACCUGUCGAAGGACAGGCAUCAUUUCAGACGGGCGAAGACAAAGGGUCGCCCCAUGAUUUUCAGGCUGGGUUUCAAGAAGUUGACAACGCCAGCGAACCGGCGCCUCAGCCUUUGCGCAGUGACCACUUCCCAAAUGGACUUCCUUGGCUCAAAGGAGUUGCGAAGCUGAAGCAUUUGCCUGAACAAUGUCGUUUUCAAUACAUUCAUGCUUGUAUGUAUGGGAGCAGACGCCGAAAGAGCACGGCCUUACUUUUGAACUUCACAGCUCCAAAUCUGCAGUCGGAAUGCGAUGAUUCUCAUAGCCAUUUGCCUUGGGGAAUGGUUGACCAACAGGAUGGAAAAGGCUUGAAAUUUUCUACAAGCCUUGAGACUGAGUACCCGCUGCAGUUAUCACGUCACCUGGCAGUGGCUUUUAUGGAAGCUUUGAACGCACAAGGCAAGUUUUUGACCAGUCACAAUGUGCAAGAGGACCAGAUCCAGCGUAUUGGAGCUGGGACACAACCACGUGGUGUCAAAUCGCCCAUCCUCAUGAGCGAGUUCAAAUGCAAGGUGGACGUAACUUCCCAUGAUGUCGAAGUUCCCCAGCACAUUGGUGACUCUGUUUCUUUUCCUUUUCAGGGCAUUCCCAUCAAUUCGAAACUGAUUGCUUCUCGAAACGUGGUCUGGAAAGGGGUGGAUGGCGAGAAGCAGCAGGGCCAGAAGUCAACAUUUGGCGUUUUCUUCUCCCCUCUGGAGUUUUUCAAGAGGACGCUUGAGCUGGAACACCCGCUGGACACCCCACAACUGGUGGACAGAAGCCCUUCGCGGGGAACCAUACUGGUGAAGAACAAGGAAAGCCGGAUCAAUGACAUUAGGGUAACUCACAGAGGUCCUCUCAUUCUUUUGGACAACAGAGCAAAGCUGGCGCUGCGAGAUGCUUUUUCUUGUUUAGCAGAAUCAGGGCCCAGGUCAGUGCAGGCGUGGUCAGGCCGUCGACCACUGGUCAUUUUUACGGAUGGUGCUUGCGAGGAAAACGGUGAGCUGGUGACUCAUGGUGCCGUCCUUUUUGACCCGGUGUCCUCCUCCUCUUACAUGUUUGGUGACAAGGUACCUAUUGAAUGGUUGGAUCAGUGGAGGCUGAACGCCAGAUUGGAUGUGCAGUUGCAAUGCCUCAACUGGUACUCCCGUGUUCCAUCAAAGUCCAAUAUCAGCGACGAUGCGUCACGUCUUCAAUUUGCAGCCCUUGAACGACUUGGAGACUUGGCAGAUUUUGUUCGCAGAUCAGAUUCAUCAGCAGCAAGGGCUUUGACGCAAAGUAUUGGAGAUGGCAGAUCGCGGCGCAUGGUCACUGGCGAUGAGCAGAAGGUGGCCAAAGAGGAGUAUGAAGAGAUGAAAGCAAAGAACGGACGAGAAAGGUUCCGAUGUUUUGGUCGCAUGGAUUCAAUCAACACCGGGUUGGAGAUGGUGCUGUUGUGCGUGAAUUGCUUUCCCAACGCGCUGCAGUACACGAGCGUGGCUGUGCAGGCGGCUGGACUGCUCUUCACAUUGCCGCCGGGUGCGGAGUGGUGGAGGCAUUGCUCGCAGCGAAAGUGUUACCCUCAAUGGCUUUGCGUCAUCUUGAAGAUGACAGAUAUGACAGACGAUGAUGAGGCUGAAACAUGCGUGUUGGACAGUGAUGGGCGAACUGCUAUUGAUUGGGCUGAACGACGGCAACAGCACCUGGUAGCCGAAACUCUUCAUCGCCACGAGCGAUUGCAUCGGUUGGUGAAUGACAGCACGGCUGCGGCCCAUGCUGAAUUGAAUUCAAAAUUGUUCAACGCAGAGGCCCAUGCCGCACAGUUAGCCCGGGAUUUGGCAGCGAAAUUGCCAGGAAGGCCUGCGCGUACCUCCAGUUCUCAAGCAGAAAGCAGUGAGUUGGCUGCAGAAAAACGUCUGAACUCUGUGGAAGAGCAGUUGGCGGACAAAAAUGCGGAACUGUUGGCACUUGAAGCAAUGGCUCAGCAUGAAAGCGAGCAACGUGACCGAGCUGACAAAGUAGAGGAACGCUGCGAAGAACUGGAAGUUCGUUGCAAGAGCUUGCAAGAGCUUGAAGAGCGCCUUUUGAAGUCUGAGAUGCGCCACCAAGAAACCGAGAGUUGCCUUCAAGAGCUGCAAGACCAAAGCAAAGGAUUGCUGACGCUUCAAGCAAAGCAGCAACUCUCGGAGGAGUCCAUGCUGCGUCUGAACUCCGUGGAAGAGCAGUUGGCGGACAAAAAUGCGGAACUGUUGGCACUUGAAGCAAUGGCUCAGAAUGAAAGCGAGCAACGUGACCGAGCUGACAAAGUAGAGGAACGCUGCGAAGAACUGGAAGUUCGUUGCAAGAGCUUGCAAGAGCUUGAAGAGCGCCUUUUGAAGUCUGAGAUGCGCCACCAAGAAACCGAGAGUUGCCUUCAAGAGCUGCAAGACCAAAGCAAAGGAUUGCUGACGCUUGAAGCAAAGCAGCAACUCUCGGAGGAGUCCAUGCUGCGCUUGUUAGAGUCUGAGCAGAACGCUGUUAGCAAGCUGGAGCUGGCUGAGCGUGCGACGGAAGCUUUGCGAGUGGACCUCGAAGCUGCUAAGAGCGAAGCGGAGACCAUGCGUUGUAAAGCUGAAAACGCCGAGGAGGAGGCGCGCCAGGCACAGGCACGUGCCGCGGCAGCUUCGAGGGCGUGGGGCCGAUGA